AUGCCCCUGUGCCCAGAUGUGGGAGCCAUGGAUCAUCGUGAUCAUAUGACAGAAGAACAAGCAGAGGUAGUUGUUUGUUUGAUUUGUAAUUUCGAAAGUUUAUUAUUCUUCUACAAUAGGCCUAUGUCCUACAACACAUUAUCAUUCCCAUAAUAGAUUCACUGUAUUUCCUCAAAAGAUCAUCACUGAAGAUACAGAGGAGAUGUGCCUGUCUCAGAUCCUUAUGCAUCAUGACACCCCAAUGUACGAGCCAGUGCCACCCUGGGCAAGGAGGCUUGCUGGUGUGAAGGAGAUGGUGGCUGUCCAGUGGACGCUCCUGGGGGAGGUCACAGCCAUGUGCAGGGUGCAGAAGGAGCUGCUGAAGUAG
Messenger RNA from Coregonus sp. 'balchen', 367 nucleotides. The record is from the annotation of a GenBank genome assembly. NCBI's taxonomy places the organism in Eukaryota, Metazoa, Chordata, Actinopteri, Salmoniformes, Salmonidae.